This is a messenger RNA of Aspergillus saccharolyticus JOP 1030-1, 1793 nucleotides long. RefSeq names its product acid phosphatase PHOa. Gene Ontology annotation, biological process: phospholipid catabolic process. The transcript is spliced from 4 exons. Lineage: Eukaryota; Fungi; Ascomycota; Eurotiomycetes; Eurotiales; Aspergillaceae. Gene Ontology annotation, molecular function: hydrolase activity, acting on ester bonds. Bases 495 to 1793 code for a protein of 432 amino acids. The record is from RefSeq and is a predicted model, not a curated record.
UCACUGUGGAGAUCUUGUUCAGAAUUGGCCAGUGAUUGCUUGUUAUCCUCCUAGUCUCCGAUUCCCAUUACCCACUCCAAUUGUUCUGGACGCCAGCCUAGGAGAGGGCUGCAGUGGGAUCGAACGACUUUGAUGUUACCUUAGUUGCAUAUCAGACCAGGAUUGAACAAGAUUAAAGCAAGAAGUGAAUUGUCGAAUAAAACGUCUUCUCACGACCGCGUGGUUCAACUCGGCUUCAAUCUGCGCUUCGGAUUCCGGCCGACUAUUCUCUCCGAGUUGUUCUGAGGAACCUCUUUCUAGGUACUAACUUGUGGCCAUCACACAUGGCCUCGCGUGGCUCGGGAAUACGAUUCUCCCCAAUCAAAGCCUAUAAAUAUUCAAUCAGAAACCCUUCCCUCAGAAUCUGAACUAAGCGUUGAUCUCUCAGCCUACAUCUACCAUUCCUCCCUUGGGAAUUGUUAAGAUAUCCUUGCCUUGGAAGAAGCCGAUUCACAAUGAAGUCCUCCGCUGCCACUUUGCUUGCGACAGCUUCCCUGGCGUAUGCCCAGCUCGCCAAUGUCUCCGAACCUACUCUGGCUGAGAUCGAAAAAGCUGCUGCCACCACCGAACCAUACUCUCCCGUGUCCAAUGUUGAGGGUCUUGCCUUCAACCGUUUCUAUCAAAUCUGGCUUGAGAACAUUGACUACGAUGAUGCCGCUGCGGAUGAGAAUGUGCAAUGGCUGGCUUCGCAGGGUAUCACACUGACCAACUUCUAUGCGGUCACCCACCCUUCCGAGCCCAACUACUGCGCUUCAGCCUCUGGCGACACUUUUGGCAUGGACAAUGAUGACUUUCACCAAAUUCCAGCCAAUGUCUCUACCAUCGCUGAUUUACUGGACACCAAGAGGUAUAAUUACUCUAAUCAAGUCACCUAUGCCAAUGACUACGUGCGCAAGCACAAUCCCUUGGUCCUGUUUGACUCAGUUGCCCAGAACAGCACUCGCCUGCGCCAGAUCAAGAACUUUACCAGCUUUGAGGACGAUUUGGCCAAUAAGAAGCUGCCGCAGUGGGCUUUCAUCACCCCCAACAUGACUAAUGAUGCUCAUGACACCAACAUCACCUUUGCUGCCAAAUGGGAGCGCAGCUGGGUGCCGCCAUUGCUGAACAACUCUUACUUCACGAACGAUACCUUGUUGCUCCUGACUUUUGACGAGGACAAGACCUACUCCAAGGGAAACAAGAUCUUCAGUAUUUUGUUGGGCGGUGCUAUUCCCGAUGACCUUAAGGGCACCAAGGACGACACUUUCUACACCCACUACUCUGUCAUUGCAUCCGUCUCGGCCAACUGGGGGCUGCCUUCCCUUGGACGCUGGGACUGUGGCGCCAACAUUCUCGAAAUUGUGGCCAACAAGACCGGUUAUGUCAAUUACGAUGUUGACACUACUAACUUGCAUCUUAACGAGACUUACCCUGGCCCUCUCUCUGACGACGAUUACUCGAAGUACUCCUCUGUGUGGCCGGUUCCCUUGACUAAUGGCUCUUGUUCCGCUGGCCAUGGCAUCCUUGACAUCGUGAAGAAGAACUUUGCUAACACUGAGCCCACCUACAACUACACCAGCCCCUUCCCGUACGAUACCAAAUCCAACUACAACGUUGACGUCACCGCCACCAGGAAGCAGACUAGUUCUAACUCCUCUUCGACCUCUUCCUUUGCAUCUGCAUCUGCUAUUGCCAACGCUGGCACCUCUAUGAUGCUGCCUGGUGUUGCCACUCUCGCUAGCGCCGUUGCAGCUUUGCUCUUGAGCAAUCUGUAA